GGGGCGACGCUGAAACACGCGAGAGCGGAUCCACGGCCAGCGCGGCUGGGCAGGCAGCCCGCACACCUCACCGUGUGCGCGGGCGCGCGUGGCGUGGCGGGCGGGGCAGAGGCAGGGCUGCUCACCCGCUGCAGCGAGCUCUGCGCGCCGGCUCCGGCCCUGCGUCGUGGUGGCGGCCCCGGGCGCCACACGGUGUGUGCCCUUGCCUUAUAUGGAUCAAACCUGUCUUGCAGUGUGAUCCCUGAGCACACGGAUAUUCUUACAAGUUGUAGGAACCACAGCCCCAAGUUUCAACCUGGGAUUUCUACCUUGAUAAGGGUAUACUGGACAAGAAUUGACUUGAAAGCUGUUUUCAGGAUGGCUGAAGAUGAUGAAAAAGUUAAGCUCCGUCGAAUUGAACCUACCAUUCAGAAAUUUGUUAAAGUGGCAAUUCCAACAGAUCUGGAGAGGUUGAGAAAACAUCAAAUUAAUAUUGAGAAGUAUCAAAGAUGCAGGCUCUGGGACAGAUUACAUGAAGAACACAUCAAUGCAGGACGGACAGUUCAGCAACUACGAGCCAAUGUGAGAGAGAUGGAGAAGCUUUGUUUGCGAGUCCGGCAGGAAGACAUCUCACAUCUGCAAAGAAUGAUAAAUCCAGUUAAAGAGGAAGCUUCAUUUGCCAUAAAAGAGUUCCUACAGCUUCAUUCUGAAUCUGCAGAAGAACUUAAAAGGCAACUAGAAGGACAGGAAGAUACCUCUUUAACCAGAUCCGCAACUGUAGGAGGAGGUAAAACUUUAUGUAACACUGAAGGAAAGGAUGGCUCCCAGAGUUUAAUCCAGGUGUAUUCCCCCCUUCCUGAAAUACCUCAGGAUGAAAAUGCAGCUGAGUCAUGGGAAAAUUUGGAGGAGGAUUUGAUUCAGCUUAACCAAUUGGUGACUGAAUUUUCUCUAUUAGUCAGUUCUCAGCAGGAGAAGAUUGACAGGAUUGAAGACCAUGUCAACAAUGCUGCUGUGAAUGUUGAAGAGGGAACCAAAAACUUAGGGAAGGCUGCGAAAUACAAGCUGGCAGCUCUGCCUGUGGCAGGUGCAGUCAUUGGUGGAGUGGUAGGGGGUCCUAUUGGUCUCCUCGCAGGCUUCAAAGUGGCAGGAAUUGCAGCUGCACUUGGUGGUGGGAUUUUGGGUUUCACAGGUGGAAAAUUGAUACAAAGAAGAAAACAGAAAAUGAUUGAGCAGUUCUCUUCCAGCUGUCCGGAGCUUUCUCGACAAACUGCCAAAAAAUCCAGCUGAAAUACAGUUUCAUUAUGACUAGGAACAACAGAAUAGUAGUCGGGAUGAAGCAUAAGGUUGCAAGUCUGUCGUCAGUACAAGGCUGAGUUGUGUUAAUUUUGACAACAGUAGUGAUGUUCAGGGGCGUGUGAAAUGGUUAUGUUAGCAUUUAUGGGGCUUUUUUCCUUUUAGAUAUGAUAGUUCUCCAAGUUACAGGACUGAUCCUGCCUAUAUGUGUGACUUUUAUUUAUAAAAUUCUUAGGUGAGCCAUACCCACAGCUGUAAUGAUGGAUAACAGGUGCUUCAUGCCCAAUUUGCAUGAAAUGUCUUGCAGACAACAUUAAGAAAGGCAUUUGGAAAAGCACAGUGGUUUCCUCAGGAAAGGCACCAAAAAGUUGGAGCAUUUAUUGUAAAAUUCCAAAGAUGAGAGCAUAAACUCCCAGCCAUCUUUCUUUGUAGUACCUUAAGACUUCCUUAUUCACAACCUCCCCCUGUAUAUAGGCCAGUGUAUGAAGUCUUCAUACACUACACCUGUUCAAUAACUGCACAGGAAAGCAUUGCUGUCAAAGGUAAGGUUAGAAAAUAGGUUAGCCUUCUGGAGGGGAAAAAAAAAAAGAGAGAGGGAGAGAACCCCCUCCCCCCAUCCACCUUAUAUAUACCCAGCACUUUUCUGCAUUGGCCAGCUGAGAUUAGCAUCAGCUUUACCCUUUUUCAGGUGCUACAAUUUGGGGGGGGGGGGGGGGUUGCGAGGGGGUUUAUUGCAAACACUCAUCUUGUUCAAAGUGUAGUUAAGAGUUAAAUAGCCUAAGAAACAAACCUGCAGGCUUGCUCUUGGAGAAUAGUCAUUUUCCAUGAUUAUUCACAGCUCCAGGCCUUGUCCUAAGAACUGCUGUAUAGGUUUAAGUGCCAAACUCUGGAAUUCUGAGCCAGAAACAGCAGCCUGCUUAAGCAGUAUGCACUGCUAGAUGUUGCUCUCACUUCUUGUAUCUUUACUUUGCAGUUUAAAAAUGCAUUUACUUCUGCAACUUCCCUCUUUGGGUACAGGAGUGUUAACAAGUUCUCAUUUUCACAUAAACUUACUAUGCAUCACAAAGAGGUCCUACCUCCAUCCUUCCAGAUAGUUCCUGUACUAUUGCUGCUACUAUUUGGGAAAAGGGAAAUAACAGUUGGAAAACUGCUUUUUGAAGUUUUUAGGCUGUCAGUUCUUCUGAGCCCUGCAAGAUAAUAUGUCAGUCCGUUUGUAUUUGGGUGAACCAUCAGUCAGUGUUCAGUGAUAGGACUCCGUAGCAGGGAACACUGUAUUAGGACGCAUACUGUAACAACAGGAGAUCUUUUCUAACCAACGCUUUUCUGUCAUCAUUGGAAAUAACUGCUAAUGGCAGAUGAUAGGUUUUUGUGCCUGGAUACACUGCAAACAGCUGCUUGUUAACAGCAUUAAGUAUCUUUCUGAACAAUUCUUGCUUAGUAUUUUUAAAAUAAAAAUAUGAUCAAAAUUGCUAUCAGUCAGAACAUCUUGUCUAUUUUAUGUAGGCUGAGGCUCAGGGAAGGAAUGUGGGCAAGAAUAGUUUUCACAAGUAAUCACUAGCUCUGAUUGUCAAAAUUACAUGUGUUAAAGCCACAGUGCCUAUAUCUGUAAAAUCAGCUGUAGUGAAAAACAUGACUUGAAUUAUUCAGCUCAUUUGCUCAUGUCAUGCAAAACCCACUUUUCUUUAAAUGCAUCUACUGUGGAUGCAGACACAUUUAAAGAGCUUGUAACAACUUCAUAUUAAGGUUGUUCAUUCCUUUGUUCAAUAAUUUCUAAAUUUAAAGGAAAAAAUAUGUUCUUUGUAAACUGAUUCUCCAUCUGUUUUUAAAAGAUUUUACCUGCUUUCCUACUGUAUGCUUCUAAUCUUUGUGCAUUUGAAUGACGGCAACCAUGUCAGAGACAUAACAGACUCCACCCUCUCCCCAAGCUGGACUAAAGCCAGGACAAUCUAUGCUCAUAGAAUGGAAUUACUGUCACAAAUUAGACAAAGUCAGCUUAGUAUGUGCUCAUUUUACAAAAUUUCUAGCACAAGAACUGUUCUUAUUCCUUACAUCUUUAAGGAAGCAAUUUCAAAACAUUUGUACACACUAAAUUUGGGAUGCUUUUAUUUAAGCUAUGUUUUUUAAAUAGAUGGGUUAUUUACAUAUGUGAGGAAACACAGGCAACUGAAAAACCAUACUAGCAUUUAAAUUGCUAGGGAUGUUAGAAGAUAUACACAAUAUACAUAAAUCUUUCAGACCAAAUAAAAGCUUUUUCCCUAUCA
Molecule: messenger RNA, 3533 nt
Organism: Rhea pennata
Lineage: Eukaryota; Metazoa; Chordata; Aves; Rheiformes; Rheidae
Gene: STX17
Product: syntaxin 17
Exons: 9
Coding region: 358-1266 (302 amino acids)
Biological process (GO): intracellular protein transport; vesicle fusion; vesicle-mediated transport
Cellular component (GO): endomembrane system; SNARE complex; autophagosome membrane
Molecular function (GO): SNAP receptor activity; SNARE binding
Source: RefSeq, a predicted model, not a curated record